Exophiala dermatitidis NIH/UT8656 is the source of this 4483-nucleotide messenger RNA. RefSeq lists its product as uncharacterized. The transcript is spliced from 3 exons. The record is from RefSeq and is a predicted model, not a curated record. Gene Ontology annotation, molecular function: DNA-binding transcription factor activity, RNA polymerase II-specific; sequence-specific DNA binding; zinc ion binding. The coding region runs from base 1135 to 4407 and encodes 1090 amino acids. Gene Ontology annotation, biological process: positive regulation of transcription by RNA polymerase II; DNA-templated transcription. NCBI's taxonomy places the organism in Eukaryota, Fungi, Ascomycota, Eurotiomycetes, Chaetothyriales, Herpotrichiellaceae.
UGUGUUUGCAAUUGACCAGUCCGCCCGGCCAUGGUUCAUCUCAUCAUACAGUUGAGGGGGUUGUAUGAUGCGUAAGGUAUUACAAACAUCUCGGCUAAGAGCAUCGUCUGUACCACCAAAGGCGGCGCCACCAACCCUGAAGGAGGAACUUCUAAGCUAAUGCAGCCUCUCCCACGAGAUAGCUCACUGCGGGCUUGAUCUUCUGUUUCCUCCCUCAGAAGACUGAGCUGGUAGUGCCCUCAGAAUCAGCUUCUCCAAAAUCUUGAGGUCGUAUGCUCCCUGAACAGUAUCCGCCAUUGACCGGCCGAUUACGUGGUAUUUUGCACGAUUCUCAAAUGCUGUCUUCUCACAGUAGAGUUACCUAUUGAGCAUCACUCCUUCUCCUACGAGUCCAGUCGCGAUAUGCUGUACCGGAUUGGAUUUCGGUUGCGGAAUGACGACAGAUACCAACUCACGAGUAAAUGAACCCGGCAAGUUACAGUACUCCGUAACCAAACUAUCCCAUCAGUGCAGCUCGUGUUUCCAUGAAUCUGUAUCAAUGGAGAUGGGAUGUUUGCUAGAGGUUCUGGGGUCACGCUCCCCUACUUGCCCUUCGUGUCGCUGUAUUGAAACACCAGCUGCGUUGUACCUGACGUCAAGAUAUCAGGUAGUCUUAGCACGGAGCAAACAACACGGGCAAACCUGAAAUGGCCUGGAGGCUCAAGUUCAAAUUGAAGUCGAACUUGAAUCCGACUCGGAGUCUGUUAUCGCUGCCAAGGCGGAGGCUGCCGCUUUGUUCUCAUUGGCUCCCUCAUCACCACGAUAAGCAUGAACCCGCUUCACGUUCAUGUCCAUCCAAGAAGACGCCCACCGUAACCUGAACCGCCAUGGAGCAGCCACUGCAGUGGAUGCCUCCCGCAACAAGAGAUCUCCUGCGACCAUGAGCCUAUGGUUGAAAUCGUUCGCGGCUUGUUUCUAGCUGCCAGUGCUGGACCAUAUUGCACAUGUCAUGGCGGCUGCCGCUCCGUCGCACGAGGCUAUCGCGUACUAAUGCUGCGUUGCUCAGUCGCAGUAGUGGUAGGUAGCACCUUACGCAUGUUGACCACAGUUUUCGUCACUGGCAGAAGAUGUCGGUGAGAUUUCCAGACCAGAUCGAUGACCCCGACCGCCUCUGCUCCCCAGAGCGCCAGCCUCAAGCGAGCGUAUGCGGCAGACGAGCCUGCCCACCAGCCGGAUUCAAACGCUCUGCAGCCUGUCGGUUCCCCUCCUCGCACUUCGUCGUCGGCCACCUCCGCCUUCAGAAACGUUUCUGCAUGUAACCGCUGCCGCGUCAGGAAAAACCGCUGCGACCAGCGCCUGCCUGCAUGCAGUACCUGUGUCAAGGCAAAUGCCAGGUGUGUCGGCUAUGAUCCCAUUGCCAAAAGAGAAAUACCCCGAAGUUAUGUCUACUUUCUCGAGACAAGGCUGGCCUAUUUCGAGCAAUUGCUAAAUGCCCACGGAAUCCCAUUCGCUGCCGCCGAUGUCUACAGUGCCGAGUCCAAACAGCUCGGCGAUAGUGUGCAAUCGCAAGCAGAGGCAAAAAGCCCUCGGGUAGCGGCGCGGUCUCCCGAUGCGAGCUCUGCACAACCCAUUCAAACUCGCAAGAAUGAGCAAAACAUUGACAACGAUAAACUCAAUGACUUGGUGUCAAAUAUCGGUAUGGUCUCGGUCCAAGGGGCCUCCGAUGCGCGGUACUUGGGCUCUACAUCUGGCAUAUCCUUUGCUCGAGUGGUGUUGGCGGCCGUGAAGAGCUCGGUAUCCAACAACAGCCACGAGCGCCCCGGGGCACGCCCUAGCCGUCCCGUGUCCGAUGUAGCCAGUUCGACAGGGAGCUCGAUGCGGGAGUCCUACUUUGGGUUACAGACAAAGCCCACUAUACAAGAGGCCCCAUUCCCCGAUCGUGAACUGGGCUGGAAACUAGCCAACUUGUACUUUGAACAUGCCAACCCCCAGAUUCCAAUUUUACAUCGAGGGGAUUUCCAAGAACUCUUCGAACGGACAUAUUCUACAGAGCCUUCCAGGCGGACAGCCCAUGAUUUGUACUGCCUCAAUAUCGUCUUCGCAAUUGGUGCCGGUAUAAUCUGGGGAUCCUCUGACCCGCAGCCUCUCUCGCAACAAGCAGAUCACACGAGUAAAAGACCACGCUUAUCCAACCAGCAAGCACAGCCGGAGGAAUACCAUGCUUCGGCCAUUGUCCACCUGGGGUCCUUCCUUGGCUCAAGUCCAGGGGAUGUGGGUGAGAGGCACAGUGGCGAUCUCGAAGAACUUCAAGCAGUCCUGUUACUUGCUGGAUUCGCUUUGCUCCGACCAGUGGCACCCGGACUUUGGUACAUCGUAGGCGUUGCCAUGAGACUUGCUGUCGACCUUGGCCUUCACUACGAGGACGGAUCGGACAUUGAAGAUGUGGCUGAGGGAAAGCAAGGGACCAGUCUUCCACCGGGUCGUGCCAGUGCCAGACCGGCGAGAAUGCUGGAUGCGAAGGAGAAGGGACGGCGAGAGUGGAUCCGAGACCUACGUAGGAGACUGUGGUGGUGCACAUACACUUUCGACCGUUUGGUCAGCACCUGUGUCGGAAGGCCAUUUGGCAUCACAGAUCAGGUUGUCACCACCGAGUUCCCCUCGUUGCUCGACGACAAAUAUAUCACCAAGAAGGGCUUCCUGUCCCCCAAGUCCCAGGACGAGCCUACCUACAAGCGAGUUGCUCAUCACUAUUUCCGAUUGAGGCUGCUACAGUCCGAGAUCCUCCAGGUCCUGCAGCAUCAGCAAGCGCAACAAGCACGGCUGACGGGCGCCAAUCGAGGCAACCCGUUUAUGCAUACCAAACUGCCCUCGCCUUUCCUGAGCAAAUUCGAUUCAUUCCGGUCGUGGCGGCGGGACAUAGACCAGCGACUGUACGAGUGGAAAGUAUCAGCGCCGGAACCACACGAGACUGGAGUAGGGUUUUCCGUGCGCUUCUUGGAGCUGAAUUACUGGCAAGCCGUCAUCAUGCUGUAUCGGCAGAGCCUUAGUGUCCCGGCACAGUUGGCACAUGAAUUUAGUCCCACGGAAGAAGUUUCCAGCCCUGCCAGCAUCAGGACCGAAGAGAAGGAAGACGAAGAUCUCGUCUUUCUCAAAUGUGCCGAAGCAGGACAGAAGACGUUGAAAUUAUACCGACAAUUGCAUAGGCUGCGACUGGUCAAUUACACGUAUCUCGCCACCCACCACUUGUUUAUGGCUGGGAUUUCGUUCUUGUACGCCGUCUGGCAUUCUCCCGCGGUCAGAGCCCGGCUGACUCUUGACGACUUCGAUUUCACCGUGUUGGCAGCAACAUCCGUCCUGGGUGACCUCAUGGAGAAAUGUCCGCCCGCGGAAGCGUGUCGUGACGCCUUUGAACGAAUGAGCAAAGCUACCGUUCAAAUGUGCAUGACCACGCCAGGGUUUGGCUUGUCCAAGGACCGGGAGGAAUCAUCAUAUCCCCGGCCACCUGGACAAUCCAACCACAGCCAGCAGCAGAGCAGUGGCCACAGCAACAACAGAAGAGAUGCCACGAAUGUCGUUCCCAUGCGAUCCGACGUAUCGCAACCCUUAACCGCGAAAGCACAAUCCCCAGCUCGUCACCUGCCGGUCAAGAAGCGACCACCACCGAAAUUCGACAUGGAUCUUCGAGACCUGUUUCCGGAUGACCUGGACUCCAGCACUCGUCCGUCACAAUCCAUUCCACAGCCUUUUCAGGCCGCGUCACUCUCGCGGCAGCAGCAGCAGCAGCAGCAACCACUAUUACCACACAAAGGACCAGAGGGUCAGCAGCAACGAACGUCCCCUCCCCAAAGGCACAUGAUGUCGUCUACAUCAAGCAUCAACCCCCAAGUCAUUAACAGCAGUGGCAUUGAAUCUACCCUGGGUCCACCACCUCUACCACCGCAGGGUGGUGCGUUUGGUCCCGGCUUCAGUGUCGCUCCUUCUGGUGGUGCAACCAGCAACUCGGCCCUGGCCACCACCACUGCCAAUGGCAGCGAUCAUCUUGCAUCGCAGCAAACACAACCACAACCACAGCCACGAUCACCAUUGUUGCAUUCGGAACCCGAACAACCAUUGUACAUGCAAAAGAUGUACAACCAGGACUUUAUGUCGUCGUCGUCGGCGCCGCCGGGCAUGGAUUUCAUCAACGACAUUGUUAGUGGUGGUGACGACGGUCCUGUCGUCGAUGGGGACCGAGAUGCGUCUUUCGAUAUUGACCUUGACGCCGGUGGUCUCGAUCUUGGCUUCGGCUUUGGUAUGGGCGGAUUGGGAUUGGAUUUUCAGCACGAUUGGAGCGAUGGCCAACAGUACGAUUUGUUUGACGGGUUUUUCUUUGGCGGAAAUGGAAAUGGAAACGGUGGUGGCGGUGGUGGUGGAAAUCCAGUGGAGUAGUAGGUAGGCAGGUACCUAAGGAAAUAGGAACGAACGGUACUUUUUUGGACCUUCUCAUCCAAACCCUUCAAAAACA